This is a messenger RNA of Pollicipes pollicipes, 803 nucleotides long. Its product is annotated as E3 ubiquitin-protein ligase Nedd-4-like. Gene Ontology annotation, cellular component: synaptic vesicle membrane. Gene Ontology annotation, molecular function: calcium ion binding. Gene Ontology annotation, biological process: regulation of neurotransmitter secretion. The transcript has 5 exons. Bases 192 to 803 code for a protein of 203 amino acids. Lineage: Eukaryota; Metazoa; Arthropoda; Thecostraca; Pollicipedomorpha; Pollicipedidae. The record is from RefSeq and is a predicted model, not a curated record.
UUGGGCAUAGAUGUUGCGUUUGGGGAUGUAGGUUGAGGGAAAGUCUUGGAUGGGGAGAGGGUUGCUUUCUGAUCUGAGGUGUGGGCAGACGUUGAAUUUUCAAUUGCAUGUUUUCAGGCUAUGAUGAGGACAAGGCUUAUGUAAGGUUGUCAUAUUUUGUUGGCGGGUUAGAGUUCCUGUGAAUUAGAAGAAUGGGGGAUCAGGCUGUCAAUGGAUACCAGCCACAAAUGGGCUUAAACGGCCAUUUGGAGGCCACCAAAUUGCUGUCCCUCCGGGUCAUCUCGGGCCACAACCUGGCCAGGAAGGACAUCUUCGGCGCCAGCGAUCCGUACGUCCGAAUCGACCUAGUCCGCGGCGAGGGUGACGGUGAGGAGGUGAUCGACGCCGUUCUCACCAAAACCAAGAGAAGGACGCUGAACCCGGAGUGGAACCAAGAGUUUCUGUUCCGCGUGAAGCCGGCCGAGCACAGACUGGUGCUGGAGGUGUACGACGAGAACCGGCUGACGCGUGACGACUUUCUGGGCCGCAUCGAGCUGCCGCUGGCCACGCUGCCGCGUCAGAGGCCCGGCCGCUCCAUCCCGGAGAAGAAUUAUGUGCUCCGACCGCGCAGCGCCCGCUCGCACGUGCGCGGCCACCUGCGGCUGUUCCACGCGUACGUGCCGGAUCCGUCCGGCCUGCCGGACGACGACGAGUCGCUCGAGGAGCCGUCCGAGCCCGGCCCCGACUGGGAGGUGCUCGACGCCGAGGGGGACGGCCCCGAUGGCGCCAACGUCCAGGUGUGCACGGACAUGGCACAGCUGUAA